This is a messenger RNA of Rodentolepis nana, 258 nucleotides long. The record is from the annotation of a GenBank genome assembly. NCBI's taxonomy places the organism in Eukaryota, Metazoa, Platyhelminthes, Cestoda, Cyclophyllidea, Hymenolepididae.
AAUAUCUUGCUGCUUUCUCUUCAGGCCCUCUAUCUAAUUGCCACGAAUGGCAAACCAGAAAUCAAAGAUGCGGACAAACUCAGCUCUGAUUUCCGGGAUUUCCUCGACUGCUGCCUUGAAGUUGACGUUGAGAAACGCGCAACUGCUCGCAGUCUUCUCAAGCAUCCAUUCAUCACCCGGCAUUCAAAGUCGGUUUCCUGUCUGGUUCCUCUCAUACUGGUUGCUAGGGAGCAAGUGACCGCACAUGCCCAGGAAUGA